Messenger RNA from Rhizopus microsporus ATCC 52813, 1110 nucleotides. RefSeq names its product CRAL/TRIO domain-containing protein. The transcript is spliced from 6 exons. The record is from RefSeq and is a predicted model, not a curated record. Bases 36 to 1013 code for a protein of 325 amino acids. NCBI's taxonomy places the organism in Eukaryota, Fungi, Mucoromycota, Mucoromycetes, Mucorales, Rhizopodaceae.
UUCUUCUUCUUUUUAAGAUAUAAUUUAUACUAGCUAUGGCUAUACCCAAGACACCAGAAGAAGAGCAAGAACAAGUAAAUGAGUUUAAAAAGAGUCUAGAAUCAUCGGCACUUGAAGGAUUUCCAGACGAAGUAUUGGUUCAAUUCUUACAAGCUAAUAUUUGGAAUAUGGAUGCUGCAAAGAAACAACUAUUGGACACAGUACAAUGGAGAAAAGAGUUAGACGUAGAUCAUGUGCCUGUAGCUACCAAAUACAAUAAAUUACCUAUUAUAGUGGCCUGCAGAGGGUAUAAAAAUAUAGAAGAUGGCAACUUUGAUGCAAAACCAGAACUAUCUGAAAGUGUUAUCCGUAUCGUCAAUUCCACUGGUGGAGACUGUUUCCACAAGUUUGAUAAAGAAGGUCAUCCUAUUCUGAUUGAUCGCACAGGAUAUCAUAAUUCAAAGCAAAUGGGUAGCCAAGUCACCCGAGAUGAGAUUCUCAACUAUCAUAUUGCUGCUAAUGAAUUCUUGAACCGUGUCAUUAUGCCAGAAGGUUGUGAGCGAGCAGGCAAACCUAUUCAUAGCGAAACUGUCAUUUUUGAUUGCACCAACAUGGGUCUACACCAAUUCCAUAUGAAUGCCUUUUAUCUGUUAAAGGCAGUGGCGGAUGUCGUUCAGCGUUAUUACCCAGAGACUCUUCAUAGACUCUUCAUUGUCAAUGCUCCUGGUGUAUUUGUAACCAUGUUCAGAGUGAUCAAAGCGUGGUUAAACCCUAGAACACUAGAAAAGAUCCAUGUCCUGGGAAGUGAUUAUAGAGAUAUUUUAUUAGAACAUAUAGAUGCAGAGAGCUUGCCUGACUUCCUUGGGGGCAGUUGUAAGUGCGAACAUAUGGGGGGAUGCGUACCUGAGAUAGCCAAUGUAUCCACUGAAAUGUUUACUGUAACAAAUGAUAAUGAAAAAGUCCCAACCGCCUAUAAUUCACAAAUUAUGGAACGAGCUAAAACAGAUGACCGUCUUUGUAAACUAGUUGAAUAAAGUGUAGAUUGUAUGACUGCGAAUUUGCCGCAUUAAAAAAAAAUCAGUGCACAAAAAUAAACUCAGGGACACAAACUAAAAAAAAAAAAAGAAUCUG